AUGGUAGCAUCUCAGAAAGUUAUUAAAAAACAUAAAGAAUCGGUGAAAAUAUUACGUAAUUUAAAGAAAAAACAGAAUGUAAAAUUAAAGUCAAAAAUAAAGUUGGUUAAAGUGAGUAAAAAGAAACUGAAACAAAAGGGAAGUACAAAUUUGAAAACUGUACAGGUUAACACUUCCGAAAAUGAGAAUUCACUUAAAGACAUAAAAUCAAUAAGUGAAAAAAUAAAUAAAGGGAUUAAAAAAAAAACAGAUUCCAUAAAAAAAAAAACAGAUUCCAUAAGAAAAUUAACACAUCGACAAUCUCAAAAAGAAAGUACUUCUGAAUCUAAAAGUGUUCUACAUACAGAAAGUAAGGACCACGUGGAUAAGAAGAAAUUGAAAAAUGAAGCAUCGAAACAAAGAUUCGGAAAGAAAUGUUCUACAAAAGUUAAUACACAAAACAAUAAAGAAAGUACUUCACAUUCAAAUAUAAUUUUGAAAACUACAAAAUUGCAAAAGCAGAAGAAGGUAACUAGUGACAAUGACCAAAUCAAUACAGAUUACUUAAAUUUGAAUGAUAUAUCAAGAGAACACAUAUUACAAUGUAUUAACGCCAUUUUUCAUUUGACUGAAGAACAAUUAAGUAAAAAUGCAUUGUUUGAUGAUGAGAGCCAACCUAUGUUUAUGCAAGUAACAUGCAUCAAAGUACCUAAAACUCCACAAAGAUGUAUGAGAAUAUUAUUACCUUACUCAUUAGUGUCGACAAAGGAUGAAGUAGCACUUUUUGUUUGUGAUCUUCAAAGAGGUAGAAGAAAAGAUUAUGAGCCAACAAUAGAACAUUAUGAAAAUUUAUUACACAAACAUGGUUGUACAAGAGUAAAGAGUAUAAUACCACUGAAUCAAGUGAAAACUGAAUAUGAUCAGUAUGAAUUAAAAAGGAAGCUUGUUGGCAGUUAUGAUUACUUCCUUGUAGAUGGAAAAAUAGCUGGUCACUUAUCUCAUUUAUUGGGAAGAGAUUUUUAUAAAAAGAGAAAAUUGCCAACAUCUGUUAAAAUGCACAGCAAAAACUUGAAGUCUGAAGUGGAAUAUGCUUUGAGGCAUACUGUCAUGCAAGUGCAUUCUUUUGGUGAUACACAUGUAGUUCAAAUUGGACAUACCUCUAUGAAAAAAAAAGAAAUUUUAGAAAACAUAUUAGCAACAUGCAAUUAUUUAUCCAAACAUUAUCCUGGAGGUUGGGCUAAUAUUCGUUCUGUCCGUAUAAAAACAACCACUAGUGUUGCUCUUCCUAUAUAUACAACAUUAAAAAAUAAAAGCUUGGUUGAUGUACCAGUGGUACAACCUAAGAGACCAAAAGCAUAUAAGAAUGUAUCAGGAGAAUUGACUACUAGAUCUGGUUUUACUUCUGUAACUGUUACUCCUGAAGGAAAUAUUAUGGUUGAAAAGAAGGAAAAGAUAAAGAAAUAAAAUUCCACAAGU
This is a messenger RNA of Habropoda laboriosa, 1455 nucleotides long. RefSeq names its product ribosomal L1 domain-containing protein 1-like. The record is from RefSeq and is a predicted model, not a curated record. NCBI's taxonomy places the organism in Eukaryota, Metazoa, Arthropoda, Insecta, Hymenoptera, Apidae. The annotation marks the transcript as partial. Gene Ontology annotation, cellular component: 90S preribosome. The transcript is spliced from 3 exons.